AUGUACUAUCCAAGCUUCCGGAUAUUUUGGAACAUCAUUUUCUUACACUUAUUUAUGGUAUUUAUAAUCAAGUAUUAUUCCACUUCAGAAACAACAGAAGUAGCUGCCAGUGUCAACACAUUUAAUACUUUUGAUAAAUUUGUUAAUAAAUAUCACAAAACGGAACAAAUUGUAACAAUAAACCAUUUUCGUAUUUGUGGUAAAGCGCUAAUAUAUGCAUUGAUUAAGAAAUGUACUCCAGCAAAUGCCACCUAUCCAUGCUUUCAAAGUUCAGCCAAUACAGUAUAUGCAGACAGGACAUCAAAUCGUAGCUAUCGUCGAGGUGUUGCAUCAGUUUGUUGCGACUACGGGAAAUGCUCACAAGAAUAUUUGGCGACAUUUUGUUGUGAAAGGUCAAAUGCGACACGAUGA
Messenger RNA from Loa loa (African eye worm), 411 nucleotides. RefSeq lists its product as hypothetical. The record is from RefSeq and is a predicted model, not a curated record. Lineage: Eukaryota; Metazoa; Nematoda; Chromadorea; Rhabditida; Onchocercidae. The transcript is spliced from 4 exons. Bases 1 to 411 code for a protein of 136 amino acids.